This is a messenger RNA of Corticium candelabrum, 983 nucleotides long. RefSeq lists its product as uncharacterized. The record is from RefSeq and is a predicted model, not a curated record. NCBI's taxonomy places the organism in Eukaryota, Metazoa, Porifera, Homoscleromorpha, Homosclerophorida, Plakinidae. The coding region runs from base 16 to 810 and encodes 264 amino acids. The transcript is spliced from 6 exons.
UCACCUGCGCACAACAUGGCUGCAAGACCAAAGAAGAGACGCCGUAAUAGCACUCGCAAGAGAUCUUUUUUCUGCUGUAUUCGAGCAGAAAUUGACGACGUAGGUUCUGAAGAGCGAGAAGAGAUUGAGAUGAGUAAUUUGGCCAGUCAACAAGACAGGCAAAGCAAUACCAGCAAAAGGCAAGCACAAGAACAAACAAGCUUUUACUCUAAUGAAUUGGAUGAGCUGAGAAAAGAGUUAAACACGUACAAGGAACGCGUGUCCGCAUUGGAAAACGAAAACGCCGAGUUGAGGCUUCGCCUAAGUACAUUGACAGGGCAAGUAACGGUCGUUGUUGGAAAAGACGAAAGUGAAAGUAAAAACGUUGAAGUAGUAAGUAGUGCAGAGCCUCAUAUUCUGAUUGUUUACUGGAACUGUGACGGACGUUUUGCAAAGACACUCUGUCAGAAAAUACAAACCAGACAGAAAUGGAAAGUGGUCGUUCAAAAGUUGCGAGACCUUCAGUCUGAGAGCGAUGAGACAAGAGAAUAUUCUGAUAGCUUGGUAGUCUUUUUUAUGGGAUUGCCAGAUCGAAUUAUUAGCGGAACACUGACCAAGACGUAUGAAGAUGUCAAGAGUCUAACAAAAUCAAAGCCCAUUCUAAUUCCUAUUCCUGGUAAUGCCCAGACUGCUCCUACAGUUCAAAAACCACCUGGAAUGGAACUAGUUUCUGCACAGAGAAUAGACUACAGUUCGAAUGUAAUGGAUGCUUUGUCAGAAGACGGAUUUACAUAUCUAUUACAACUGCUUACUGAUCAACUAAAGCAAUAGUUUAUCCUUAACUUAAUUAAAUGUUUAAUAACAUCAUGACCUAUUUUGCAAUUUUGUAUGCAGACUUGGACCUGCAUGGACCUGGAAGAUGGCCAUCAUAGAUGAUGGCUGCUGUAUUGUGGUCCACGAUCAGCCAAACGACGUUCUGAACAAAUCAACUUAUUUCCCUCCAU